CCUCUUUUCUUUUCUUUUUUUCUCAUAACUUAAAAAUAAUCUCAAGUCAUUUCCAUUUUCCACUCAAUGUAUGUAUAUACAUUUUCCACAAAAUAAAAUACACAGUCAAGUGCUGACAGUGGCCAUUAACAAUGGCAGCCAUGAAUAACAGCAAACACCUCCAUGUCCUCUUCCUUCCUUUCUUAGCCACAGGUCAUCUCAUCCCAUUAGUUAACGCAGCCAGACUAUUCGCCUCUCGCGGUGUCAAUGUCACCAUACUCACUACCCCACAUAAUGCCUUACUUGUCCAAUCAUCCAUCAACAAUGACGUCCGAAUUUCCGGCCAUUCUAUCUCUAUCCACACUAUCCCUUUUCCCUCUGCUAAAGUUGGCUUGCCUGAAGGUAUUGAGAGCUUCAGCGCUGCCACGUCACCCGAAAUGCCACCUAAAAUAUUUUACGGCAUUUUCCUUCUCCAGAAACCAAUGGAAGAUAAAAUUCGCGAAAUAAGUCCCGAUUGUAUCUUCUCUGAUAUGUAUUUUCCGUGGACCGUUGAUAUCGCCGAGGAGUUGAAAAUCCCUAGGAUCUUGUUCAAUCAGUCCAGUUACACUUACAACAGUAUUCUCCAUAAUCUUAAGGUUUACAAGCCUCAUGAGCAACAACUCAAACUGGAAGCAAAUUUCCAAGGUAGUUUCUUGGUUCCUGGUUUACCAGAUAAGAUAGAGUUCAAGCUAUCGCAACUCACAGAUGAUCUGAGAAAGGCCGCCGAUGAUGACAGGACUAGUUUUGAUUCACUGCUUGACCAAGUACGAGAUUCCGAGGGGCGAAGCUACUGCAUUGUUCACGACACUUUUUACGAGCUAGAGCCUGCUUAUGCUGACUACUACCAGAAGAUAAAGAAAACCAAAUGCUGGCAUAUUGGUCCCAUCUCCCAUUUUUCUUCCAAAAUCCGAAGCGAGGAGCUAAUUGCUGACGUCGUCACUGCUGGAAACUCCAGCAGAAACGACGCCGUAGAGUGGUUAAACAACCAGAAGCCUAAAUCGGUUCUAUACGUCUCUUUCGGGACCCUGGUUAGAUUUCCAGAGGACCAAAUAAGUGGAAUCGCAAAAGCUCUGGAGAGUUCAAGUGUCCCUUUCAUAUGGGUAGUGAGGAAGGACACGUGGUUGCCGGAUGGUUUCGAGGAGAGGGCAGCGAAGAGCAAAAAGGGAUUGAUGAUUAGAGGGUGGGCCCCACAGCUGACCAUUUUGGACCAUUCAGCCGUAGGAGGAUUCAUGACUCAUUGUGGUUGGAAUUCGGUCCUUGAAGCCAUCGCUAGUGGGGUCCCAAUGAUAACGUGGCCACUCUGCUCCGAGCAAUUCUACAACGAGAAGCUUGUGGAGGUUGUGGGGUUGGGAGUCAAAGUGGGGACAGAGAUAUGGAACCCUGGUCUUGAGAUCUCGUGUCCUGUAGUAGGCUGUGGAAAGAUUAAAGAAGCAAUAGAGGGACUUAUGACGACUGAUUCAGAGGAAAGCCUGAAAAUUAGGCAGAAAGCUAACGCCAUGGCAAAUUUGGCUAAGAAUGCAACAGAAGAAGGUGGAUCUUCAUGGAACAGUCUCACGACGUUGAUUGACGAUAUUAGGAAUUUUAAUUUGUCACCGACUAUGGCUUAACAAUCUAAUUAAUUGCAAUAAAAGAAGGUGAAUUGGAUC
Messenger RNA from Lycium barbarum (goji berry), 1664 nucleotides. Its product is annotated as solanidine UDP-glucose glucosyltransferase 1-like. Lineage: Eukaryota; Viridiplantae; Streptophyta; Magnoliopsida; Solanales; Solanaceae. Gene Ontology annotation, molecular function: UDP-glycosyltransferase activity. The transcript has a single exon. The record is from RefSeq and is a predicted model, not a curated record. Bases 132 to 1625 code for a protein of 497 amino acids.